Molecule: messenger RNA, 704 nt
Organism: Paralichthys olivaceus (Japanese flounder)
Lineage: Eukaryota; Metazoa; Chordata; Actinopteri; Pleuronectiformes; Paralichthyidae
Gene: nmu
Product: neuromedin U
Biological process (GO): regulation of smooth muscle contraction
Molecular function (GO): neuromedin U receptor binding
Source: RefSeq, a predicted model, not a curated record
CAAGACCAGAAGAGCGAGGACAGUCCAGUGAGAGAGAGAUGAGGACCUUCCAGAGCCAAAGUGAUCCUGAGCAGUGCGGAGCCUCCAGCAGCAGCAGCGGCAGCAGCAGCAGCAGCGGCGGCGCCAUGAGUCCACUGAGCACGGCCAGCAUCACCCUGGCAGCCCUGCUCAUCCUCACCAUACCAGUCUGCACCAGUGCUCCAGCAGAAGUUAAGCAAGCUACAACAGACCAGAGGCAGCUCUUCAGCCAGAUAGAUGCUGUGUGCUCAUCCUACCUCUCUGCAGACAUUAAGCUUUGGGCAUCUGAUGUCUUAGCAGAGCUAUGUGUCAUGAUGCUGGUUCAGAAGUCAAAGGAGCUGGAAUUUCAAGAAAAAAGUAAAAGGGCUGAACUCCAGGGACCUGGUGGAAUCCAGAGCAGAGGUUACUUUCUCUAUCGGCCACGAAAUGGAAGACGAUCCUUAGAAUACGAGUAAAUUAAAGUCUCCACCUCUGAAGCUACGUGUAAAGAGACAACACCAGACAGCAAGACCCGAGCUGCUGCACCACGACUGACUGAUCCAGACUGUGACCACAGCCCUCUGCCACUGCUGUAUAGUGAUGUCUGAAUGUACACAAAUAAUAUGAUUCAAAUAUGAGUCAUUUGUCCAGAUUUUAUUUUGUGUUAUAUGGUUGUCAUUUGCAUUAAAAUGCUGUAAUGUGGUCAU